CCUCGCCUUUCGCCCACCCGCGGCGCUGCUAAGAUGCACCUUGGGCGCUGCGCGGUUGCAGCUGAGCAGCAAUGACAUAUUCCUCCUCCUCCGACUUGACCAUGGACAGCUUCGACUUGGCUCUCCUGCAGGAAUGGGACCUGGACUCCCUCUGUGUCUAUGACCCUGACAGAAAUAUGCUGCGCAGGAAAGAAUGGGAAAGAAGAAAUCAGGAGACCCAACAUGAAGAUGGCAUAUUUAACACCACUUACUCCCUUUUCAGUGAACCAUACAAGACUAACAAGGGGGAUGAGCUUUCCAAUCGUAUCCAGAAUACGCUGGGCAACUAUGAUGAGAUGAAAGAACUGUUGACUGAUCGAUCCAAUCAAAGCCACCUUGUUGGCGUUCCAAAGCCCUGUAUCUCACAAACAUCUGUGAACAAAGCCGAGGAACACUUUAUUGCUGACACAAAGCCUCCCCUACAUGCUUCCAUUUGCACUUCUCCAUCUUCCUUACCAGUGGCACUUUCUGGACAGCUGAACAAAAAUAGUGCAAUGAGUUGGCAGAAGUCAGGGUACACUUUGGAAAACCAGCAAAGGGGAAGCAAACAUAGGCAUGGAUUGCUAGAUUCACUCAGUAAUGACUUUAAAGCAGCUAACCAAAAGAACAAUUUAGAAAAGAUUAAACAUUAUGCAUGCAGUCCCUCAUCACCAACUUCAUUCAAUGCUGCUCAUGGCCCUUUAUCAUCCUUACUUGGAGACAACAUCAGAGCACAACCUCAGUCAAAGCUGAGUUUUGGUGGAGAAGUUGGAGUCCAGGUUCAGGAAAGGCCAGCUGUGCAUAGCAGUGUGCAGAACUUUCCUCCUUCACUUGCUUCAAAGCCCUGCAUAGUUCAGCAGAAACCAACAGCAUAUGUAAGGCCAAUGGAUGGUCAAGAUCAGGCUCCUGAUGAAUCUCCAAGACUGAAGGUGCCUGCUGAAGCUAGCAUGCUCUGCACCUCAUAUAGACGAAUGCCUUCUGCUAAAAAUGACUCAGCUGGGACCAAGUCAAAACUGACAAAAUUUGAUAUUCCCAAGCAAGAAGAGGGCAAUGAGGCAGGAGAUGACAGCUGCGUUGAAGAAAUUUUACGGGAAAUGACCCAUUCUUGGCCUCCACCACUUUCUGCUAUUCACACACCUGGCAAAGUGGAACAAAACAAGUUUCCUUUCACCAGCAAGGACCCACAGCAUGUCUCCACAGGGCACAGCAAUCAAAGAAAAGGUGAUGUUGAGUCAAAGAAUCCAGAAAACAGCACAUCACAUACAUCAAUGUUAGAAGAUGAUCUCAAGGUGAGCAGUGAUGAAGAGGAAAAUGUCCAGCAGGCAGCACAGAGAUCUGCUCUCCGGGUACUAUCUGACAGCACUGCUGUGCAGCAGUCCAGUUGUAGAAUCUCGGGCAUCUCCAGCAAGUGUUCAAAUAGCAGCAGCUCCAGUGAAUCUGACAGCAGUUCAGAAUCUGACUCGGAGAGUGAAAGCAGUUCUACUGAAAGUGACUGCAACAAGCCCUCUCAUUAUUCCAGCCCAGAGCCUGAACAGCCAUCAUCAAACAAGUGGCAGCUGGAUAAAUGGUUAAAUAAGGUUACUCCUCACAAAGCACCUAUUUUGAACCAAAACGGACUGGAGACCUUUCAGUGUUACAGCAAAGGAAAAGAUGGACAAGAUUGUGAACAUCUACCUGCCAUUUGCCAAACCAACCUCAGAGAUAAAGAGGUUAAGAAUCCCAGCAAAGAGGAGCUGAGGCUGAGGACAGCUAAUAAAGCCCCAGGGCAUAAAGGAGGAAAGCAAAAAUCGCCUCCUUCAGCUCCUGCCAUUUCUGUAGAGAGUGGUCCUCUAAGGAGGACUGUGUGUAAAAAACAGCCAAGAAGGACAGAGAGGACCUCUGGUGGCAAUAUCUUAAAUGGCCAUAUAGCUGAUGAUCUUGACUUGAACCAAGUACUUUUGGAAAAUAAUAGCAUAUGUGAACAACCUAAAACCAGGCCCUGCAACAACAAAGUUGAGCACAGAAAGGAAACACGUGCUGCCUGUGAAAAGAGACGUACAAGGGGGUCAGGUAAAACAGCGCCCAAAUCCAAGGAAUUCAUUGAGACAGAAUCUUCAUCUUCAACUUCCUCAGAGACAGACUGUCAAUCUGAACAAGAGGAAUAUCCUUUACACAAGCCUCAAACUGUGACUUCAGCAUCAGCUGGAAGUGACCAGAAACUGAAGGACUCUGGGAGUAAUAACACCAACAAAGCAAACAGCAGUUGUGGUGCCUUUGGUUCAGUUAACACCAGGACUAGUAACGAUAUAGCAAAGGAACUGGAAGAACAGUUUUACACUCUGGUUCCUUUUGGUCGGAAUGAGCUCCUGUCUCCUCUGAAAGACACAGAUGAAAUAAAAGCACUUUGGGUCAAAAUUGAUUUGACUCUUUUGACCAGAAUACCACACCACUUAGCUGAGGAGCCACUGCUAAUAAACGCUGGAGUUAAAGAAGCAACCACUAUGCAGCAUAUCAUUGUAAAUGAUCUACCAGCAGAAAAGGUCAUCUCAAAAUCUAGAAGGAAACGUAAGUAUGAAAAUGAGGAUGCAAACAGGGAAAGCAAGAAGAUUCACACUCAGCAAGAGUGUUCCUCAUAUUUACUUGCUUCAGCCCAAGUUAUUUCUACACCAAAUAAUUGCAAUGUGAUAAAAAACAGCUUGGCAAUAGCAAUAAAUAAAAAUGAGAAAAUGCUUCGGUUACCCCUCCCUGAUGCAUCAAAGCACAAAUUCUCCAGUGAUGAUUGGACUUCUUCUAGAAAGCCUAAUGGUGGCAGCAACCUAUUAUCUUCCACAUCCUCAGUCAAAAAACACAAGAAUGAGAUCCGAUCCUACCUGCAUCAAGGAGAUUUCAGUAAAGCAAUAUAUAUCAAUUCAGAAAAUUCUCUACUCUGUAGCAAGGAACAGUGCCAAAAAGAGCCCUGGUCACCUGUAUCUUUUAUGCAUAAAGAUUGUAGAAGAACAAAGCUCCUCUUUAAUGAUGAACCACACAACAUGGAAUAUUUUAUGCAAGAAGCUAAAAGGAAGAAGCAUAAAGCAGAUGCAAUGGUGGAGAAAUUUGGCAAGGCAUUGAACUAUGCUGAAGCUGCAUUAUCAUUUAUUGAAUGUGGAAAUGCUAUGGAACAAGGACCCAUGGAAUCGAAAUCUCCCUACACAAUGUAUUCAGAAACAGUUGAACUCAUCAGGUAUGCUGUGAGGCUAAAAACCCACUCAGGCCCUAAUACUAUUGCAGAAGAAAAACAGUUAGCAGCAUUAUGUUAUCGUUGUCUGGCACUUCUGUACUGGAGAAUGUUUCAACUCAAAAGAGACCAUGCUGUAAAAUAUUCAAAAGCACUUAUUGAGUAUUUCAAGAGUUCAUCUAAAGUUGCUCAGGCACCGUCUCCAUGGGGUGCAAUUGGAAAAUAUACAGGAACACCAUCUCCAGUAUCACCUAGCCCAUCUCCUGUGAGUUCCAUAGGGUCCCAGGGAAGCACUAGAGCCCCAUCCCCCUCCUCCAUAAUCAGCAUUCCACAGCGAAUUCAUCAGAUGGCAGCCAAUCAUGUUAGUAUCACCAACAGCAUCUUACACAGUUAUGACUACUGGGACAUGGCUGACAGUCUUGCUAAGGAAAACCAAGAUUUCUUUAAUGAUUUGGAUGCACUGAUGGGACCUAUCACCUUACACAGCAGUAUGGAACACCUCGUUCAAUACACGCAACAAGGACUCCACUGGAUAAGAAGUAGUGCUCAGUUGUCAUAAUAACUGUGCUAUUCAUCUGGACACUAGACUCUCCUACAGACAAUUCAGUUAUUCUAGACACUGUGCUACAGAAUUACGCAACCACAGCAUUGCUUCAAACAAAUGUGAAUAUUUCUUUUAACACUGAACAAUAUUUUUUCAGAGUGCAGAAAUAGCUGUGUCUGUAUAUUAUGCAAUGUUUGUCUCUUCUGAUGUAUUAUACUUUAAUAGUCUCCAAAUAUCACUUCUGUACAGAAGAAAACUAAACAUACAUGUGUUAGAGCAAACUCUGUCACUUAUAUACAAACCCACACAUACACACACACAAUGCCCCACUUUAUGGAUUGAUUUAUUGAAGUAAAAUAAAACAGAGCAUCUUAGUCCAAAAAAGCAUAUUCUAUGUGUCUUUCAGUAUCUUCAUAAAUAUCUGCUUAGCUUUUCUUACAAGUUACGGUUUCACGAAUUAGGCUGAAUGCAGUUUCACU
Rhineura floridana is the source of this 4234-nucleotide messenger RNA. It is a transcript of the gene AFF3, whose product is annotated as ALF transcription elongation factor 3. The record is from RefSeq and is a predicted model, not a curated record. Gene Ontology annotation, biological process: regulation of gene expression. Lineage: Eukaryota; Metazoa; Chordata; Lepidosauria; Squamata; Rhineuridae. The transcript has 22 exons. The coding region runs from base 72 to 3770 and encodes 1232 amino acids. Gene Ontology annotation, cellular component: super elongation complex; nucleus.